CUGACAUCAGUCACUCUUUGUUGUCUCAGGAAACGAAAAUCCGACGUUGACCUUACAAUGUUCAAAAUCAUCAUCUUCCCAUGACCUUUCCGCAGUCAACAAGUCCCCAGGCUCAGCACAAGCAUGCCUGCUCCCUUUGCGCACGGCGGAAGGUAAAAUGCAAUAAGGCAGACCCCUGUUCAAAUUGCGACAAGGCGAAGGCUCGUUGUCUCUACGAAGUUCCUGUACAACCUCGGCCUCGUAAGAGAGCUGCCGACGAAGACUUGCUUAGCCGAUUGGCUGCAUACGAGGAGCUGAUGCGGAAGAACAACAUUGACUACAGUCAGUAUGCCCACACUUGGGUUACUUCAGGACCAAACGGUCAAGUAAAGGAGCAUGAAUCUAUAAGUCCAGUCUCGACAUUGCCUACGAUCAGCCAUGAUAGACCAUGGACCCGGGCUCAAGAAGAGAUACCUACGGAGACGGAACGAUGCUUGUGGGCAAGUCUUCCACCAGAGCUCAAAUACCCCCCUUACCAAAGUUUGCCUCGAAACGAUGACGGAACCAAACAUCCUGGGCUGUCAAUGAGCGACUUACUAUCAAGCAGCCAGCCUGGGAUAUCACAAGUGCACCCGGAACCAAGGCAGAUCUACCGCUUCUGGCAGGUAUUUGUUGAGUCGGUCAACCCCCUCUUGAAGAUAAUUCAUGUGCCAACGUUACAACAACGAGUCCUGGACGCCAGUUGGAACCCUUCCAGCGCACCAAAGCCCCUUGCAGCCAUGCUGUUCGUUAUAUACGCUCUAGCAGUUGCGUCCACCUCGGGGGACGAAUGCUUGUUGGCCUUUGGCGAAACUAAAGUUGCCCUGUCAAACCGUUACCGACAUGCUACCUUUCGUGCCCUAGUCGAGGCAGACUUCCUGACGACUCGAGACUUCGAAGUUCUACAGGCGCUCGUCCUCUUCCUCUUCUCAGGCCCAGACUCGGAGCUGACGUCCACACUGACUGGCGCCGCCAUUCGGAUCGGCCAGAAGAUUGGCCUGCAUCUAUACAAAGCAGACCCUAAUAUCUCGGCAUUCGACGGAGAAAUGCGCGUCCGCCUUUGGUGGCAGUUAUACGGUAUAGACGCCCGAACCCGUGCCGCUGGCCGAAGCUCCCAGCCGUCCGCAGGCGAGUUCGGUAACGUCUGCCUCCCGCUCAACGUCAACGACGCCGACCUGCACCCCGAAAUGACCGAGCUGCCCACCGAGCACACAGGGCCGACCGAAAUGUCUUACGUCUUGGUAAAGUUUGAGGUGACCAAUUGGGUUCGCUCAUCCGCCAGGGCAUCCGUAAUCCUCGACUUAUGUUCUCAAGGGACAGCGAGGGGGACGAAGCAGACGGGGCUGGAAGACAAAGCCAUCGACGAGUUGGAGGCCAGGUACCACGAAAAGUUCCUCCGCCAUCUCGACCACAACGUCCCUCUCUACGCCUUAACGUACGCGAUGGCCAAGAUUGCAAUUGCUCGCAUGCGAUGCAAGGUUCAUAACCCGCGGGGGCAAGCUUGGGGCGUCGGAGAGGCUCUCAUGUCACGAGAAAAAGGCGACGUGCUUUUCGAAUCGAUCCUAACAUGGUUGGAGAUGCUGGACCUGGCCUUGCGUACCAAGUUCUCGUCGCACCUCAUCACCCACAUGACAACCAGAUACACCUUGGACGCCUAUAUCUACAUGAUCAGCGACCUUCGACGGCGGUGCUCGGGGGAGCGGGUGGCUUUGGCCUGGAGGCUGGUCGAAAAGCUGUAUGAAGAGCACCCUGAGAUGAUUCGGGAUAUUAGUCAAAACACGUUCUUUGCAGCACUGGGCGAUUUAACCCUGGAGGCUUGGGAGGCUCGUAGGAAGGAGCUGGUCGACUCUCAAGAGACUCGCGCCGCUGGUCUCUCGCCCGCGUUUAUCCAUUCCAUAUGGGACCAGAGACGCAACCAAGCUGUGCAGGUAUCCCAGCUAUCAGCCCCAGAGUUGCAGAAUCUUGACGCGGUCGGUUUGAUGGAAAACGGAGACCUGGACUGGGAAUAUUGGAAUGACUUUCUGCGGCUAUAAGUAGCUAAUAGCUCCACAAUCCAGGGGAAUCUCACGGCAAGUAUCAGCUGUGGCGUCAAAUUUGCCAGACACUCAAUUUUAAACCCUAGAGCUUCCUUCAAGCAGCGAGUUUAUGACAUAAUGGAUCAGGGACUUCUUGUUAGCUUGCAUCGCUAUCGUUAUA
Colletotrichum navitas is the source of this 2214-nucleotide messenger RNA. Its product is annotated as C6 zinc finger domain-containing protein. The record is from RefSeq and is a predicted model, not a curated record. Lineage: Eukaryota; Fungi; Ascomycota; Sordariomycetes; Glomerellales; Glomerellaceae. The coding region runs from base 81 to 2051 and encodes 656 amino acids. The transcript is spliced from 4 exons. Gene Ontology annotation, biological process: DNA-templated transcription; regulation of DNA-templated transcription. Gene Ontology annotation, molecular function: zinc ion binding; DNA binding; DNA-binding transcription factor activity, RNA polymerase II-specific.